Messenger RNA from Durusdinium trenchii, 1664 nucleotides. The record is from the annotation of a GenBank genome assembly. NCBI's taxonomy places the organism in Eukaryota, Dinophyceae, Suessiales, Symbiodiniaceae.
AUGGGGUGCAACUUGAUUACCUUCCAGGACCUAGACUGGCUUGACAGGUGGCAGCCCUCCGAGUUCUUGGCUGCAGAUCCCAGUUUAGAAUCCUGGGUGGAGCUCAAGGAUGGGGAUCGCAACCACAGCAGGGACUUGCUGGUGAAAACCUACCAGCACCCCUUGAGGGCCUGGAGGAUACUGGACAGGGACAGUUCCAAUCGCAUUGCGUGGACCGAGUUCCGAGACGUUUGCCGGAAGGUGCGGUAUACCGGUGACAUCGUAGGUGCUUGGAGGGCCUUGGAUGCAGACAUGUCCGGGUAUAUCUCAAUGCGGGAGUACGACCCCGAGAGCGAAGAGCUUCUCACCUCCUUCAAGGAGUGGGCCGACUCCAACUUUGGGUCGGUGCGACACUGCUUCAAGGCCUUAGACAGCGACCGCAGCGGCUCGGUGACCUUUGCGGAGCUGAAGCGUGCCUGCCACAAGAUGAAGUGGGUGGGCAACGUGCGGACGCUCUUCGACUGCUUGGACAUCGACUCUGCCGACCGGAGAAACCGCGACGCCGCCACGGGAAAGCGGGCCAUCUCGUUGGAAGAGAUCGCCUUCCUGGACUCUUGGAACGUGGAGCCGCGGCCGGAGGUGGCUGAGAUGGAGGACACCGAGAUGGAACGUGACGCCCUGGCAGAAGCCGAAGCGAAGAGGGUGCUUUCGGUGGACCUGUUGGGGCGCCUGGGUGGGCCGGUUGGGCUUUUCAUGCGGCUCAAGAGAGAGCCCCAGUCCUUGCCGGGGCAGGCCAAGCAAACAGGCCGCAAGCCGUCUGUGUGCUUCGGGUGCCGUCAGACGAGGCAUCAUCCCAUCCAAACGCCGAACCAGACGGUCCGUUCAACGGACGCGCCGAUGAACCGCCGCCCUGACCUGGCCUUCCCCCGCGAGAUCCUCUCCCGCAGCGAUCGUGGGCUGUUCUUGGAGAAGAACCGGCUGCAGAAUGGCGAGUUGUGGAUGAAGUCCGCUGCGGCGCUGCCCGGAAAGGAGCGCUUCCAUGUGACCAAGCAGCAGGAUGAAGAUUGGUGGCUGCGGCACAACAACCGCGCCAGCUGCAAGCCGGAUCCCAGUUUCUCUUUCUAUCAGGAGAACCCCUUGCUGAAGCGGCCUUUGAGUCGGGAUACCUGGCAGCAACAGGGCCGACGGAAAGCCUCCCACGAGCGGCGACAGUUCAUCCAGGAGGCCUCGAGGCUCCUUCGGGAUCCCGCCCGGCGGAGGGAGAUGGAAGAACGCUACGCGCAGGUCAUGCGAAGCUCAUCACUGCCAACGUUGGCCUCUUUGCGGCCCCACUCGAGCGCGUAGGGGAGUAGCCAUGGAAGUUCAUAUGAGGUGCUUCUGCCUAUAUAGACCUUGAAGAUAUGAUUUUCUUGGAGCUCAAGAACUUCACUCAUGGUCGACCAGUGAAAGAUCUGAGCGGGGCUUAAUUUUUUCCCAGACUUGGCCCAUGGAACUCUCCUGGCCUACAACUUUUGCAGCACUUUGCGUUGAUUGAUUGGCGACCAUGUAGUCCUGGUCAUAUUUUUGGAGGGAGGAAAGACUUGCUUUCCUCCAUGUAGCUCGGUUUUUCCCGUCCUGAUGGAAGGCUCACUGCAGUUUUCUCGUGGGCGGACCACGGGCGGAAUUCUUUCAGCCGCUCCCAGGCC